CAACUUGUGUUUGGUGUCUUGCUUUCUCUGGUUCAGAAGAAGAAGAAGAACUUUUCUGUUUUGGUUGGUUUCACAGCAAACAUGUGUGGAGGUGCUAUCAUUUCCGACUUCAUCGAGGCCAAGCGUGGCCGGAAGCUUACCGCUCAGGAUCUCUGGUCUGACCUUGACACCAUCUCUGACCUCCUUGGCUUGGACUACUCUUCCGGAAACAACGCACAAGUUAUCCACCACAAGCAAGCUCAAAAGCCAAAGGUUGACCCUAUUCCAGCCACCAAAGCAGUUGCAGUGUCGACUGAGAUCAAGGAGAAGAAGAAGAAAAGUGCGGAUGGGAAGAAGACGAGAGUGAGGAAGAACAUGUAUAGAGGAAUAAGGCAGCGGCCAUGGGGCAAAUGGGCGGCGGAGAUCCGCGACCCUUACAAAGGCGUCCGUGUCUGGCUCGGAACCUUCAACACACCUGAGGAAGCAGCUCUCGCCUACGACGAAGCUGCCAAGCGCAUCCGCGGAGGCAAGGCCAAGCUCAACUUCCCAGCUCCUGUUCCUGUUCCGGCACAGCCCCAACCGCCUUCAAAGAAGCGGUGCAUGGGGAUAGAGCCUUAUGAUCCAUUCGAAAAUGAUUUCUACUGUAAAAGUGAGACUACUACUGACCAUCAUAACCAUGAAUAUGACCUAAAAGAGCAAAUCUCGAGCUUGGAGAAGAUCCUGGGGCUGGAUGAGCCGGUGACGCCGAAUGAGGUGACGAGUGGACUCGGAAUGGGUGAGCCGGACUCGGUGGACAUGUGGAUGCUGGACGACAUGGUCACACAUCACCAGCAGCAAGGCCAUGAUCAUCAUCUCAUAUAUUAGUAGGG
Argentina anserina (silverweed cinquefoil) is the source of this 848-nucleotide messenger RNA. Its product is annotated as ethylene-responsive transcription factor RAP2-3. NCBI's taxonomy places the organism in Eukaryota, Viridiplantae, Streptophyta, Magnoliopsida, Rosales, Rosaceae. Gene Ontology annotation, molecular function: DNA binding; DNA-binding transcription factor activity. The coding region runs from base 82 to 843 and encodes 253 amino acids. The record is from RefSeq and is a predicted model, not a curated record. The transcript is spliced from 2 exons. Gene Ontology annotation, biological process: regulation of DNA-templated transcription; ethylene-activated signaling pathway.